Auanema sp. JU1783 is the source of this 284-nucleotide messenger RNA. Lineage: Eukaryota; Metazoa; Nematoda; Chromadorea; Rhabditida; Rhabditidae. The record is from the annotation of a GenBank genome assembly.
AUGAGAAACUUCGAUAGUACAGAUGCAAAGGACGAUUUGGUAUUGGAUGUCGAUGGUGUGAAGCUUCACUGCAACAGUCAGAUUCUAUCUCGGAGCUCGAAGAUCUUCAGAACUAUGAUCGAAGAGGGCGAAGUGUCUUCUGAAAUCUGUUUGAAGGAUUCGAUUCCAGUCGAAGAUCUUCGAGAGCUUCUUCAUUACCUCUACUCCGGUGAGCCAGUAGAUGAUCAUAACUUCAGGCAGUUGCUUCAUUGGGGAGAGAAGUUCGAAGUGAAACAUAUCGUUCA